ACAAGACGCACAUCCAGACAGAAUGAAGCCUUCGUAUAUUAUUUAACCUUUGAAACUAUGCCAGAAAUGAUACGAAAGUUGAUACCAGAAGAAGUUAGUCCAGCUUUCAUAUCCACGUCAUAUAGUCAUAACAAAGACAAAUAUAAUAUAGCCUUAAAACUUUCUGAGAGAGAACAAAAAAUCGUUUCGAAUUUAAGUUCAGACGGAUUUCUGAAAUGUGAAACGAAUCUUCUGUAUAAGCUAUGUCAGUACUUUGAUUUUGUGACUGCUCCCGUAGACGGUUGGGGAAGUUUCAAUAAUGAACUUCAAAACAUAGGUGACGCAGUAGAAGCAAUUGUCAAAUUAAGAAAUGAAAUUAUCCACAAUUCAAAUCAUGAUUACAAGAAAACACUCGAUAGAAUGGUUGAAAUCGCUAAAGUGGUUGAUAAAGAGUUAUCUACGGAUGAAAGGUUUGAAGAUGCUGUGAAAUCUUUUUGUGUUCAUGAAUUUGAUGAAAAUUAUGUUGAUGAGUUUAAAUCUGCCUUCCUAAACAUGACAGAAGAAGCAACAAAUGGUUCACAAGGUUCUUUUGAAGACGAUGUAUUGAAAGAAGAUGAGCCAAUGUGUUUUGACGAAGACUACAAUCCCGAUGUACUGCAAAAACCAAUCGUGCUUUCAUCCGAUCUUUUUGAGAACACAGGAGAAUGUAUUCGAACUGAAAUGAAAAAUAUUAAUGAGUUCACUGACAAAUUAUUCAAGCAAAGCCCUUUAAAAGAUAAACUCGCUGGUUCAAAAAAGUCUUUAAGAAGAAGAAAAAGGAAGUCAACGUCAACCAAACAUGAUCUCCAAAGUUUGUCAUCUGAAUUAGAAGCUGACGUUGGUUAUGCAACGUCUUCACCAAUGAAGUGCUAGACUUGACGGGUUAACUUGUGUUUUGUGUUAUCUGUUGUAACUUUAAAGAUACUUGUCAAUCAUUUGGUCUACUAUCGGCACUAAUGUACCUAUUCAGAUUUAUCAUUUUCUUCUUUAUAAUUAAUUCCUUUAUAAUGCUGUAUUGUUCGAUGUUAUAUAAUUAUAUAAUGAAUAACUCGAAGGUGCGACAGGGACAGUUGGUGCGAUGGUCUACGCCGAAGUGGAAUGGUCCGUACGAUGAAAAUCGUGGGUCUAUAAAA
Molecule: messenger RNA, 1151 nt
Organism: Mytilus trossulus (common blue mussel)
Lineage: Eukaryota; Metazoa; Mollusca; Bivalvia; Mytilida; Mytilidae
Exons: 5
Coding region: 58-891 (277 amino acids)
Source: RefSeq, a predicted model, not a curated record